Messenger RNA from Brassica napus (rape), 1605 nucleotides. RefSeq lists its product as uncharacterized. Gene Ontology annotation, molecular function: nucleic acid binding; RNA-DNA hybrid ribonuclease activity. The record is from RefSeq and is a predicted model, not a curated record. The coding region runs from base 1 to 1605 and encodes 534 amino acids. Lineage: Eukaryota; Viridiplantae; Streptophyta; Magnoliopsida; Brassicales; Brassicaceae. The transcript is spliced from 3 exons.
AUGGAGGUCUACAUCGACGACAUGCUGGUCAACUCCCUGGAGGCGGAGGACCACAUAUCUCACCUACAGCAAGGCUUCUCCGCCCUCCGGAAGUAUACCAUGAAGCUCAACCCAGCUAAAUGUUCAUUUGGGGUCAGUUCUGGUAAGUUCCUCGGGUACAUUGUAACCCACCGAGGCAUCGAGGCCAACCCGGAGCAAAUUAGGGUCAUUCAUUCAAUCCCUUGCCCAAAGAACGUCAAGGAGGUUCAAAACCUAACGGGAAGGAUGGCGGCCUUGAGAAGGUUCAUCUCCAGACUCUCCGACAAAUCUCAUGCCUUCUUCGGAGCCCUCAAGAAUCCAAGGAACUUCCAAUGGACGAAAGAGUGCGAAUCCGCUCUCCAAGAGUUGGUCCUCCACAAACCCGAAGUCUCCGGACGCCUAGCCAAAUGGGCUGUGGAACUAGGGGAGUACGACGUAAUAUUUCGACCUGCCACGGCUAUAAAGUCACCGGUCCUAGCGGACUUCGUGGCUGAAUUCUCCUCUGCCUUACUCCCAGCUUUGGAGCAGGAGGUACGCCUCCGAGGCGAAACUAAGGAAGAGGUAGAAUGGAUCCUGCACGUUGAUGGAUCCAACAACGUUAGAGGAGCUGGAAUGGGAAUAGUGCUUACCUCGCCGACGGGGAACACAGCCUCUAGGACCGUGAGAUGCAACUUCAAAGCAACCAACAAUGAAAGCGAGUACGAGGCCCUAAUCGCAGGUCUAACUCUCGUCCACCAAAUGGGGGCAAAAAACAUCCAGGGCUUCGACGACUUCCAGCUGAUAAUCAACCAGAAUUUCAAGAGCUGCAAGCUCACUCAAAUCCCCCGGGAACAAAACUCGCAAGCCGAUGCCCUGGCUAAUCUGUGGUCCGCCCUCGAAGCGAAUAGCCAGAUGAGUACACCCUUGCUUGUGCUUCAAUUGCCAGCCACCCUGGAGGAACCCCCGUCAGAGGAGGUCUCCGCUGUCGAAGAAGGCGAAACAUGGAUGACCCCCCUUGUCCGGUACCUGGAGGCCGACAUUCUCCCGGAAGAUCGUAACAAGGCCAGGAAAAUUAAGAAGCAAGCCGCGAGGUAUUGUAUCUCACAGGAGAAGCUGUACCGGAGAUCCUUCUCUGGCCCGUACCUAAUGUGUGUCACACCUCGAGAAGCUGCUAGAAUCCUUGUAGAACUAUAUGAAGGAGAUUGUGGAACCAACUCUAGCGGAAAGAGCCUAGUGCUCAGAGCCAGAAAGGCGGGUUACUACUUGCCCACGAUGGCCGCCGACGCUGACAAACAAGCAAAACACUGCGACAAGUGUCAGAGGCACUCUCCAGUCUCAAAGCUUCCCCCGAAGAACCUCAAGUCCAUAAGCUCACCAUGGCCCUUCAGAAAGUGGGGCAUGGACAUUGUAGGGAAAUUCCCUAUGGCGCCGGGGCAGAAGGUCUUCCGUCUGAUAGUCACUGACUACUUCUCCAAAUGGGUUAAAGUAGAAGCACUCAGCAGCAUAACAAACCUCCAUAUCUACAAAUUCCUAUGGACCUACGUAAUCACUCUCUUUGGGGUCCCCCGAAUAGACAACCGAUACCGGGAGCCUCGCCACAUUCCUUGA